AUGGAGAGUAUCGAUUUGACUAGUGGGAGGGGGGAGGGGAGGGGAGAAGGGGCAGACGGGGAGGAAGGGGAGGAAGGGGGGGGAACACGGGCAGGAUUCUGGAAGCUUCAACUAGACACUGUAGCUGCCACUGCCAACCACUGGAAUGAGUCCCUCUAUGACGAGGAUUUCUCUAGUGACACUGUAAGGUUUGAUUUUGAAAAGCUUCCUAACAGAGCACUCUGUAACGAGGACAGCUGGAGCUCGGGCAGCAAUGGGUCGAGCGAUGAAAGCACGUACUACAAUCUCAACGAGUACGGCGCUUAUAACGAGUGCAGUGCUUUUAACGUGUUCGGAUCUUGUAACGAGUACAGCGGCAGCUACAGCGCGAGCGGCAGCAGCGGCACGCCGUUCUCGGCGUGUGCCCCCCACGGGGGGGCGUGUGGCGUGCACGUGGCAGAGGUAGAGGGCGACCUGCGGGCGGAGGCCGGGCGGCAACUGCAGGAGCAGCUUUUGGCGGAUCUGCUGGAUGGGCGGCAGGGCGCUCUGGGCGGCAAGCAGGGCGCAUGGGGGGAGGUGUAUCUGGGGGCGGUGGUGCUGGUAGGGGCGGUGUUGGGGGGAGUGGUGGUGGGGGUGCGUUUGGGUUCCGAAGCAGCAGCGUCGGCAGCAGCACCGGAGGGAGCUUCAGCAGGAGCAGCAGCUUCGGUGGAGGCGCGGGCAACAGCUUCGGGAACAGCCUCGGGCAGCAGUCCUGCAGGUACCCCCACUCCCUCCCCUCCUCCCCCGCCCCCUCCGCUGCAACACACUGAUGUGGUGCGGGUGCUGGGGUUGGCAGCAGCAGCGUCUAAUUGUCUGCCUCGCCAGCCGUCGUGGCAGGGGGGUGCGUCGCCUUUCCAGCGGCAGCCGUCCAUUGGCUUCCGCAACAAGAUCGGUGCCUUGUUCCUGGGGGACGAGCGGGGGGGCAGGAGGGGACGGUGCGGAGGAGGAGGGCGGCAUGGGGGAUCUGUCGAGGCUGUGGAGGAGGCAUGGGACGAUAGGCUCGGCCGCCUGGUGCUGGUGGUGGUGGGUGGUGCUGGUGGUGCUGGAGGGGAGUUAGCAUCCUCUGCAUCUGUCUCUGCUGCAGGGUUCUUUGGUCCCACGCGACUCACAGAGCUGGCAGAGCUGGCACUCGUUCGAUCCAUUCUCCACGCCCCUCCCAGCACCACGGCUGGCAGGACCAGCCUAGCUCCCACCCCUCCCAACACCUCUCCCCAUGGUCCUUCCAACGCCCCUACCAACGCCCCCACCACCAACCAGUCCACUUCCUACUCGCACCGUCUUCGCCAGCUGGACUCGCUUCUCACCACGCACGCGCUCGGCCCCGGGAUUCUCGCCCUCGUUUUGGCCGGGGAAGUUGCGGAACUACCCCAUUUGACCCAGGAGGACCUGUGGCUUUAG
Closterium sp. NIES-65 is the source of this 1416-nucleotide messenger RNA. The record is from the annotation of a GenBank genome assembly. Lineage: Eukaryota; Viridiplantae; Streptophyta; Zygnematophyceae; Desmidiales; Closteriaceae.